AUGCGGUCCCUGGACAGCGCUGGGGCCGCCGUGCCGCUGGAGCCCGGGCCGUCGGAGGCGCCGCCGGACAGCGCGCCCUCGGAUGGGGUCGAGGAGCCUGCGGCCGCGGAGGCAGCGGAGGCGCCCGGCCCCGGCCGAUGCUGCCUGUGCGGCUCGUCGCCUUGCGGCUGGUGCGGAGAGCCGGAAGCCAAGAAGAAAGCACCCUGCCCUGGACUUGGCUUGUUUUACACAGUGCUAUCUGCCUUCUUUUUCUCAGUGGGCUCCUUGUUUGUUAAAAAAAUAGAAGAUGUCCAUGCUGUAGAAAUCAGUGCAUUCCGAUGUGUGUUCCAAAUGCUAAUCGUUAUCCCUUGCUUAAUAUACAGAAAAACUGGGUUUAUAGGCCCAAAAGAUCAACGCAUUUUCCUCAUUCUGCGAGGAACCCUUGGUUCUGCUGCUAUGAUCCUUAUCUACUAUGCUUUCCAGGCAACAUCCCUCGCAGAUGCCACGGUGAUCACAUUUAGCAGCCCAGUGUUUACAUCUCUAUUUGCUUGGAUAUUUCUCAAAGAAAAAUACAGCCUCUGGGAUGCUCUCUUCACCCUGUUUGCAAUCGUUGGCGUGAUCCUCAUUGUGCGACCACCGUUUUUGUUUGGCUCCAGCAUUGCCAGGACGGAAGAAAGCUACUCAGAGCACCUUAAGGGAACGUUUGCUGCCAUCGCCCACGCCGUAUUAGCCGCAUUGACCUUAGUUAUCCUGAGGAAAAUGGGGAAGUCUGUGGACUACUUUUUGACCAUUUGGUAUUAUGUCAUAAUUGGCCUCCUGGAGUGCGUCAUCGUCCUCUUCAUUCUGGGAGAGUGGAGUCUGCCUUACUGUGGCCUGGACAGACUAUUUCUCAUAUUCGUUGGACUGUUUGGUUUAGGAGGUCAGGUGUUUCUCACAAAAGCACUUCAGAUUGAAAAAGCGGGACCAGUAGCACUAAUGAAGACUAUGGAUGUGGUCUUUGCCUUUUUAUUUCAGAUUAUUUUCUUUCAUGACAUGCCGACGUGGUGGACAGUAGGCGGUGCCCUGUGCGUGAUAGCCAGUAGUACUGGAGCAGCCAUUCGCAAAUGGUGCCAGAAUUCCAAAUGA
Molecule: messenger RNA, 1104 nt
Organism: Elephantulus edwardii (Cape elephant shrew)
Lineage: Eukaryota; Metazoa; Chordata; Mammalia; Macroscelidea; Macroscelididae
Gene: SLC35G1
Product: solute carrier family 35, member G1
Exons: 3
Coding region: 1-1104 (367 amino acids)
Biological process (GO): regulation of cytosolic calcium ion concentration; calcium ion export across plasma membrane
Cellular component (GO): plasma membrane; endoplasmic reticulum membrane
Source: RefSeq, a predicted model, not a curated record